Scylla paramamosain (green mud crab) is the source of this 1441-nucleotide messenger RNA. RefSeq lists its product as uncharacterized. NCBI's taxonomy places the organism in Eukaryota, Metazoa, Arthropoda, Malacostraca, Decapoda, Portunidae. The record is from RefSeq and is a predicted model, not a curated record. The transcript has 2 exons. The coding region runs from base 164 to 1441 and encodes 425 amino acids.
CUUCCUGAGUCUGCUUGCCACCUAACUCCAAGCUGAUUUUCGGCUGCGACAGACGAUCCCAAAUACAAAGUUGAUAUACCUACUGGCAAAAAAUCCAGCCUUCAGGUUUACCCACCCCCUGCGAUCCAUUGGGCACAAGGAUUUCAAGAGAAACACUCCACUGAUGUGUGAGAACAGCACCGAGAUUUGUCCUGAGGAAUACACAGACAUGGAGUACAACAGAGCAGAAUCCGUGAAGGAAGUAAGAGCCGCGCGAGCCAAAGAGAGGCGUCUGGCCGCACUGCGUCGCCUGAGUGGCAAGAAAACACAGGCACGAAAAGUAGUGACAGAGGGACGGAACACUGAGUCCUUGAAGGGGCCGGAACAAAAUCAGUCCUUCAAAUACAGCGCACCUCAGACAUGUGACUCUGAGAACGAGGAUGAAGAACACAUUGAAAUUUCUAAGAUUGACUGGGUAACGGAGUGGCUGGACAAACAUUGCUUCUUUGAUGAGCAGGCCUGGGGCGUCGUCAUGGCCGGUGUUGAGGCCACGCCAGAGGAGAUGGAAAACGAACUCCAGAACAAACCCAACCCUCCUGUCGGUAACUUUACAUUGGAUAGUAGAGAAUACACUUCACUAGACAACACCUGCCCCAAGAAAUUUCUCGCCGCCCUCACGCGCCUUAAUCACUUGCAAAAGUCACACGAUGAUAUCCUGGCACAGCUGACCUUCCCCAACAAAAUGGUGGUGCAACAUGUGACAUACAUCGUCAAGGCCUUCCUGAGACGCAUGUACUUUAGAAUGAAGGGCAAGAGCCAUAAGAAACAGGAGGCCGUCAUGCGCAAGAUGCACUACGCCAUGCAGGGCAUCGUGCAUCGCUACUUCAAGCGGGGCAUGGAUAAGAAAGUCUUUUUACACAAAGCAGCGGAGAAGGACGAGUUUGAAAACUGGAGUGAUGAUGAGGAUGACGAGGAAGGUCGAGGCGAUGACGACCAGAUGGAAGAAGGAAGCGUCAACGAACCCAAAGACGAAGAAUGUGACGAAGUUCAGGAAAACGAAGAGAACCAGUCAAAUAAUGAAGACGAAAUCCAAAAAUGUAAGACAGUAAUUGAAGAGAUAAAGAUGGCAAAGAAGUUUGUGAGUAGCGCUGUCACGCUUCACACACAGGCCCCAGAGACUCUGCUGAACACCAUGGAAGCGAUUUACAACGGAAAGGUGACGGUGGAGCACGUGCUCGAACACCCCCAAACUCUCACCCACCAGAAUGACCGCGUGGAAGGGAGCGUGCCAGGGACGGAUGGCCAAGAGGGUAACUCAAGCAACGAAGAAGACGACGAGGACGAGUAUUACAUCCCUGACGACAAGUCACACGCCAGCCUUGAGUUCUCCGACGACGAGAGAAUGCACUGCCACCUCUCAGACGUGGAGGAUGAUGAGUGUGAAACGGAUGACGCUUCUUGA